This is a messenger RNA of Daphnia pulicaria, 2111 nucleotides long. RefSeq names its product transcription factor GAGA-like. The transcript is spliced from 5 exons. The record is from RefSeq and is a predicted model, not a curated record. Lineage: Eukaryota; Metazoa; Arthropoda; Branchiopoda; Diplostraca; Daphniidae. Gene Ontology annotation, biological process: regulation of transcription by RNA polymerase II. Gene Ontology annotation, molecular function: protein binding. Gene Ontology annotation, cellular component: nucleus. Bases 212 to 1507 code for a protein of 431 amino acids.
AUAACAGGUCGUGUUGUUACUUGAAAGAAUUGGGGUUCCCAUCCCCCAAUAUGGCGGUCGUUAUCUGACGUCAAGUGAAUUGUUCCAUGAGCCUUAUACCUUUUUCGUCAUUCCUCUACUGAUUUGCGACCGUCUUUACAUUCCAAAUAAUAUAUGUGUCUGAUUUCAUUACCAGGUGCUCUUGGCUUGUGGUUUGCUACCAUUUAUUGUCAUGGGGUCCACAGCAGAAUUACGCCUACGAUGGAGCAGCUAUGAAUCAACCUUGUUAUUGUCCGUCUGUGACAUGUGGGAUGCUGGGGCUUUGACUGAUGUGACACUAUUUGCAGAAGGAAGAACCAUUAAAGCUCACAAAGUGGUUCUAUCUUCUUGUAGCGGUUACUUCAAAGAAGUACUUCAAAAUGUGACUUCUGCUCAACACCCAAUCAUAGUGCUUCCUUAUGCCUGCUACCAAGAUCUCUUGGCUGUAAUUAGCUUCAUGUACAAGGGCGAGAUCAACAUUACCCAGCUAGAACUUUCCGGGUUGCUGAACUGUGCAGAGUCUCUACAAGUCAAGGGUCUGGCUAAAAUAAACCCCCUAAAAGCAUCAGGUUUACUUCAAGAAGUGUGUCAACAAAACAGUUGUGAUGAUGCAGCAAAUCGUGGCUCAUUGGGAGCCAACAGUAGGCCUAUCAAAAUGGAAACCCACCACUUUUGGAAAAAGAAUGACUUUCUUUCCCAUGGUGAAGAUGAAGAAGCUGUAGAAAUUACAGAAGUUUCUGAAGACAGAGAAGAAAAUUUAGUAGUUGAUGAAGAUUCUCCGGAAAAUUUACUUGAAGAAGUCGAAGUAGAAAGCGAUUGCCACGAAUCAGAUGAAGGAGUAGGUGGAAACGAAUCCAACCACAGCGGCAGUGAACGAAGCGAAGGGAAACUGUACUUUCUAACCUCGUUGGGGCAACAUGAGGAACUGAAAGAUGAGGAUUUAAGUAAAUCCAGCGACACUGCUAAACAGAUAAAGAACCGAAGACGGAAGCGCGGAGAUCUUAUUCGGGCACUAAGUGCAGCAUGGAAUUGUGGCAGAGGCGGAAUGAAAGAAUGCGCUAGUAAUGGACAGCGUUCCGCUAUUCGCAAAACCUUGCUACCGGUUUCUUGUCCUGUUUGCUUCAAAGUUUUAUCCAAUGCCUACAAUUUAAAGGUCCAUAUGAGCAUUCAUGAUGGAUUGAAACACCAGUGUUCGAUUUGCGGGCACACAUCUAAAUCGCGCGAUGCUCUCAGGAAACACCUUGCGUAUCGUCAUCUCAUCGGUAUGAGUGGACCCGUUCGACCUCGAAUGCCGGCCAGUAAACGCCGAAAGAAUGACGGUACAGACGGCAUGUUGGAUACUUCAUCGCGAUCGGCAGAGGGCGAAGAUCAAAUUCCCAUGUCGUCCAAUCACUCUUAUUCGGACCCAGAUAAUGACCUUUUGACACAUAGUGGAGGUGAAGACGUUGAUCAGAACGAGAACUCGGCAGUUGCGAAUGACACUUGGUGAGACAGAAUUUAUUUUUUAUCUCUUAUAAAACCAAGCCACAUAUCUUCUCAGAGCAUAGCGUAUUAAAAGAGAAAAACUGCGCUCACGGUUCCGUCAUGACGGAGCGUUAGUAGAAUCAUUUCCUUGUCAUUAACUGUAAUAGUCCUAACCCAUUUUUAUUAUUGAAUGAAUAUUUGAUGUGUGUGUUAUAAGAAAUCCCGAAUUUAUUUCAAGCCAUUCCUUCGUUCAGGUGUCAAAAAUUCGAUUUGAUCAAUUACCCAUUAAUUGAAAAGAAAAACUAAGUUGUGUUCGUCCUACCAGUUUUGACUGGCAGCGUGAUGCCCAUCAUUCAAGUCUAACUUGAAAGAUGCAUUCCCCCGUGAUCAUUUAUUCCCUCUUUUAAACUAAGUUAAAUAUAACCAAUGUUAGAUGUGUUCGUUUUUCAAGUCCUCAAGGCAAUCAUUCCAAACCUGAAGCUAGUUAGCCUAAUCUUAUGAAUGUGUUAUGUUGUUAGUUGUUGUUAACCUGACCGCUGUGAAACCCUUGUGGUUGUGUAAAAUUUUCUUUUCUCUAAUUAUGUUUUGAACCUCAAAAGUUAAUUACAAACAUAAUCGAAUUGAUCAAA